This is a messenger RNA of Vespa mandarinia (Asian giant hornet), 1916 nucleotides long. Its product is annotated as enoyl-[acyl-carrier-protein] reductase, mitochondrial. Lineage: Eukaryota; Metazoa; Arthropoda; Insecta; Hymenoptera; Vespidae. The record is from RefSeq and is a predicted model, not a curated record. Gene Ontology annotation, cellular component: mitochondrion. Gene Ontology annotation, molecular function: oxidoreductase activity. Gene Ontology annotation, biological process: fatty acid metabolic process.
GUAACACGUCACUAGUGACAUAGUACGUAAAUGCUCGUAAAAAAAAUAUUUGGAUGGAAACGUUAAAAAAACGGUAAAUGAAAUACAGUGAUAGUGACUUUUCCCGAUAAUAAUUUAUUGUAUAAUAAAUAUCUACACGAUUUUAUAAUUAUUUAAUAUUUCAAAAUAUAAUUGUAAUUCUGUUUUAUAACCUACAUUCAAAGUAAAAUAUUGUUACUGUAAUUAUACAGGUAAUCGUUAAUAUUUAAGGGAAAUAAAAUAGUAUUGUAUUUAAAAUUAUCAAAAGAAAAAGAUACAAUGGUUUUAUAUGUACGACAUUUUCUAUCAUUAGUUUUACAAUCGACAAAAUUUAUAACAAUUCGACAUAUGAGUACUGUCUGUAUGACUGAUACAGUAAAAUCAUUACUCUAUAAAGAAUAUGGUGAACCAGUGAAUGUAUUACAAAUCACAAAAGAAACAAUAAAUAAACCAGAUAAAUAUCAGGUUGCAGUGAAGUGGCUAUUAGCACCUGUAAAUCCAGCUGAUAUAAAUACAAUUCAAGGUAAAUAUCCAAGUAAACCUUCAUUGCCAGCCAUUCCAGGAAAUGAAGGUAUUGGAGAAAUAGUAGAUGUUGGUGCUGAAGUAGCAAAUUUAUGCAUUGGGGAUAGAGUUAUUCCCAAUGCUUCUAAUUUGGGAACAUGGAGAACACAUGCAAUUUAUAAAUCAGAAGAUUUGUUAAAGAUUCCAAAAGAAGUUGGAAUUGUAGAAGCUAGUAUGAUGAAUGUUAAUCCAUGUACUGCAUAUAGAAUGCUUAAAGAUUUUGUAUGUUUAAAACCUGGAGAUACUGUUAUACAAAAUGGAGCUAAUUCAGCAGUAGGACAAUUGAUUAUACAAUUGUGUAAAAUAUGGAAUUAUCGAACUGUUAAUGUUAUCAGAGACAGACCAAAUUUACAAGAAUUAAAGAAUCUAUUAAUGUGCAUGGGAGCUGAUGAAGUAUUAACUGAAAAUGAAAUUCGAACGACUCAAAUUUUUAAAAAUAAAAAAUUACCUCAGCCAAAAUUAGCACUUAAUUGUGUUUGUGGCCAAAGUGCUACAGAAAUUAUGAGACAUCUUGCACAUGGAGGUACAAUGGUUACAUAUGGUGGUAUGUCUAGGGAACCUGUGACUGUUCCAGCUUCAAUUUUUAUUUUUAAAAAUAUAAGUCUACAAGGAUUUUGGAUGACCGCAUGGACUAAGGCAAAUAUGGAAUCAAAAAAACGACAAGAUAUGUAUGAUGAAUUAAUACUUUUCUUUAAGGAUAAAAAAUUACAAGCUCCACCACACAAAGUUGUAUCUUUCUCUCAAUAUCAAGAAGCUAUUACAAAUGCACUCAAUAUUAGUGGCAAAACUGGAGUAAAAUACAUUUUGGAUAUGACUAAAAAUUAGUUAUAAUGAUUUAUAGAGAAUUAUUUGUGCAUUUAACAUACUUUCGUUGAUACGAAUAUAUCAUUGAUACGAAUGUAUAUUGUAUGGAGAUAAAAAUAUUACAUCAUUGAAUGAGAUGUAUUGGAAGGAAGUUUGUUUACAUCAACGACCAUCUGAUGUACCAAUGCAACACAUUCUUGUCCAGUUGUAUUGCUAACCAUGUCACGCAUUGCAUCUAUAUGAUUUAAUGUAAGAAGAAUGACUUCUCUUGGACCAGUAACUACACUCAAUUGAUAUUUUACCAUCAUCGUCAUUAGAUCAAAUAAUUUGUCCAUGCUACUAUUAUCCAAUCUCAUGAUAGAGGAUAAAGCAGCACAUUCUAAAGUAGGACGCAAUGAUGCUACAGCUAUAACUGGGCCUUUUUUAAAUACUGAAGAAAGUGCUGUGACAUUGAGUAAAGCUGCAGUUACAUCAUUUAAUACUGUAAUGUACAAAAAAAAAAGUUCAAGAAAUUUGCUGAUUUAAGCAUUCUU